Nezara viridula (southern green stink bug) is the source of this 315-nucleotide messenger RNA. Lineage: Eukaryota; Metazoa; Arthropoda; Insecta; Hemiptera; Pentatomidae. The record is from the annotation of a GenBank genome assembly.
UCAAACGACCCGUUCAGGACAUACAUUAUGAGAUGGAACAGUGACAAUAUCAGAGAAUAUGGUGACAAUACACAACCUCCAGAUCCAAACAAUGAAGAACCCCAGGAAGAAAUGGAUGCCAAUAAUAUAUCUGAUGAAGGUUUCUGAUUUCAAUUUUUUACUUUUUUCUAAGGUUUUCUUUCUUUUAUUUUUGUUUACUGCUGUUCCCAAUAAUUCUAAAGUAUGUGAUGAUAUGUAGUUUACAUUCUUUCUCAUAAUGAAAAAAUAGAUUUUAUUUUUCAGUGUAUUGAAGAUUUGGAUUUGGUUUACUGUCAU